GUCAGGCAAAUGAUAUAUCAUGAUGAUUUUGUUCGGGUGCUUAAGUGGAUUGGGUGAUUGAUUGAUUGAUUGGUUGGAUGAUUGCUUGAUCGAUCGAUUGAUUGAUUGAUUGAUUGAUUGUUUUUGAUUGGUUUCUUGAUUGAUUGAUUGAUUGAUUGAUUGAUUGAUUGAUUCAGUGAUUGAGUGAUUGAAUCAAGUGAGAAGAGUCGGGCAAUGCGACUAAUUAACGGGGGAGAGGGAUAAGACUACGACAAGCGUUCCGUCGCUCCUUGGGUUGGCAAUCUGUUAAGAAAGGUGGUUGAUUGGUGUCCCGAUCUCCAAUAAUGUGGUCCCGCCUGGGGGGGCUAACGGAUGCUGUUAAAGAUGGAUUUAGUGAGUUCAAGGAGAGUGCUCUCAAGGAAAUAGGCGGGGUGAGUCCUGUGGCAGGUGCAGUGACGGAGGCGGUGAAGAGUGGUGCUGACGUGGCGCGCUCGCUGACAGCGAAGGCCAGAAGGAGAGAGUCUUCGAGUGAAUCAUCACCUCCCCGAGCUCCUUCCCUCGGUGCUGGCGCGUUAACGCGCUGGGUCGUUGACGCUGGGAGCAGCACGAAGGGCGACCCGUCGUGGAGGAAGAGGGAGCAAGAGGAAAACGAGGAAAAGGAGGAGGAGAGGAAUGCGGCCCGCGAUGAAGAAGGAGAAGAAGAAGAGGAGGAGGAGGUGGUUUCUGCUCCUCUGGCUGAGCAAGCACGAUCAACUCGUGAGCGGGUGAAGGUGGUUUCGAUGGCGAUCGCGGCGUAAUCAGGCCAAUUGGCUGCCGCGAUGAG
Chara braunii is the source of this 802-nucleotide messenger RNA. The record is from the annotation of a GenBank genome assembly. NCBI's taxonomy places the organism in Eukaryota, Viridiplantae, Streptophyta, Charophyceae, Charales, Characeae.